ACGUAAGGUCCAGCCUCGCCGAGAGAGCGCAACAAACAUGGCGACAGAGCGGAGCGGACAGGGGUGUCUUCUAACUUUCAUCGUGUUCCUCUGGAGCUCUGUCGGCGGGCGAACGGAGACGUCGAGCCCCGGCUCCAGCGGUCAGAUCCUGGGCAUGCGGCUGGAGAGGAGCGACAAAGCGAGCAGCCCGACGGACGACGGGCUCAUCCAGGUAACGGAAAAGAGCAACGUCCUGCUCAGGUUUUACGGGGUGCACCUGAGCCCGGACGCAGCAUCCCACAUCAGGUUCGCGGAGGACGUGGGUACCGAGCACAGCGACGCGUUAAACAGGACUUGCGAGGACUUCACCAAAGACCUGAGCGUCAGCACCUACAUGAACGUGAGCAACAGAGGGACGUCGGGUCUGGUGAGCGUGUAUGUGAAGCCACUGCGUAAGAGCGAACGAGAAAAGACCUACAGCCUGUGUGUCAGGCAGGGCUUGGGAGACAAGUGGGUGCAGCUGGGGGAAAAUGACGGGAAGCUGGUGGUCGUAGAGGAGAAAGAAUCGCUUCUGCCGCUCUGGCUCCAGAUCAUCCUGGUCUCGGGCUUGCUGGUGCUGUCUGGCAUGUUCAGCGGACUCAACCUGGGGCUCAUGGCGUUGGAUCCCAUGGAGCUUCGCAUCGUGCAGAGCUGCGGAACUAAUAAGGAAAAGAAGUACGCUCGCAAAAUCGAACCCAUUCGGAGCAAGGGCAACUAUCUGCUUUGCUCUUUAUUGUUGGGUAACGUGCUGGUCAACACCACUUUGACCAUCCUGCUAGAUGAUUUGAUCGGCUCGGGGUUGGGAGCCGUGGUGGCAUCUACUGUCGGCAUUGUCAUAUUUGGUGAAAUCGUGCCACAAGCUCUCUGCUCGCGCCACGGUUUGGCCGUGGGCGCCAACACUAUCGUGCUGACCAAAUUUUUCAUGCUCCUGACCUUCCCCUUGUCGUUCCCCGUCAGUAAGCUUUUGGACUACAUUCUCGGGCAGGAAAUCGGCACCGUCUACAACCGCGAGAAGUUGGUGGAGAUGCUGAAGGUCACCGAGCCCUACAACGAUCUGGUGAAGGAAGAGCUGAACAUCAUACAGGGCGCCCUGGAACUCCGAACCAAGACGGUCGAGGAUGUGAUGACGCCGCUGAGCAACUGCUUCAUGAUUCACACCGACGCCGUGCUGGACUUCAACACCAUGUCUGAGAUCAUGGAAAGCGGCUACACGCGGAUACCCGUGUACGACACCGAGCGCUCCAACAUCGUGGACAUCCUUUACGUCAAAGACCUGGCCUUCGUCGACCCCGACGACUGCACCACGCUUAAAACGGUCACCAAGUUCUACAACCACCCGGUGCAUUUCGUCUUCCACGACACUAAGCUGGAUGCCAUGCUGGAGGAGUUUAAGAAAGGUAAAUCCCACCUGGCCAUCGUUCAGAAGGUGAAUAAUGAGGGCGAAGGAGAUCCGUUCUACGAGGUUCUGGGUCUGGUCACGCUGGAGGACGUCAUCGAGGAGAUCAUCAAAUCGGAGAUCCUGGACGAGUCUGAUCUCUACACUGACAACCGUAACAGAAAGAAAGUGGAUCCCAACAAGAACAAGAGGGACUUUUCUGCUUUCAAACACGAGAGGGAAUCGAAAGUCAAGAUAUCUCCGCAACUAAUGCUGGCAGCGCAUCGUUUCCUCGCUACUGAGGUGAGCCUUUUCAGCCCGCUCCAGAUUUCAGACAAGGUCUUGCUGCGAAUCCUCAAGCACCCGGAUGUCAUUCAAGAGAUCAAGUUCAACGAGAACGACAAGCGCUCGCAACAGCACUAUUUAUAUCAGCGCGGAAAACCUGUCGACUUCUUCGUCCUCAUCCUUCAGGGUCGGGUGGAAGUUGAGGCCGGAAAUGAGAAUAUGAAGUUUGAGACGGGUCCUUUCUCUUAUUAUGGAGUCAUGGCGCUGACCACACCAUGCCUGGCUGUCACCCCCCCUCUCUCUCCUUCUGUGGUGUCGCCUCGUCCGCGCCGCCUUUCGCUUAAGAGGUUUUCUCUGUUCUCGCGUUUCCCAGAGUUUCGCUCGCCGUCUCACGUGAGUGGGCUGAACCGCUCUGCGUCUCUGAGCUGCACAGAGAGAGUGGACUCGGUGUCCAUCAGCGGCAGCAACAGUCAGCUCAAUAACAGCCCCGCGGCGCAGUACGUCCCUGAUUUUAAUGUGCGGGCCCUCACUGACCUGCAGUAUGUGAAGGUCACUCGUUCGCAGUAUCAAAACGGCCUCCUGGCGUCCAAGCUGGACAGCACGCCCCAGUCCCCGGAGAGCAGCCACAUCCGCCUGGACCCCGGCCCUCUCCCGCCCCUGACCCCUCCCAUGUCCACCAUCGCGAACCACACCACAGCGCUGCCGGUGCCCAGAGAGAACGGGCCGGACGAGACCACCUCGCUGCUCAACGACAAGAACAGCCUGUCCAAGCGCCGGCCGAGCCACAUCCACCCUCAGAACCAGUCCCACCUGAACGCCAACGCCAACUCCAACUCCAGCCCCAACCCUCAGGCGCAUCGCACGCACACCUUCUCGCACGCGCACACCGAGAGCACCAUUUGACCCCACCGUCCUGGGGCUCCGAGGGCUCCAGAGCUGAGAGCAAGCACAAAAACACUGAGCGACGCGGCCCACUUUCCCUCUCUCCGUUCGAGAGGACACGUGUUGAUGACAUGUGAUCUCACUGUGAUUCUAGGGGCUGCGGGUUCGGCCCGAUACGUGGAGGUGUGUAGUCGCGCAGACUGUUGUACGUCUGCUAUUGCAUGCUAAUCUUGUAGACACUCUCUCAAAGCUUCUGGCAUACAGGCGUGUUCGGUAUGCCGCGGAUAAGGCAUUAUAAAACAUUUCAUCGGUAUCUAACUAUAUGCACUUUUUAAAAUAUCUCUGACCCAGCGGCAAACAUCUGUGCGCUGCUUUUCUGAGAUUUUGAGCAUAAGAGCACUUUGAGUCUCAUAAGCUAUUGUUGGACUGAACUAUCGUUUUAGCAAAGAAAGAGCCCUCCGUUUCUGUUUAGUCUGGUUUUGGUUUGGCUGUGCGGUUUUGAUCGAGCGUCAAGCCGAGGAGGUUUGGUAAGCGCGCCGGCUACGUGAUGUAGCUGCAUGUGACGCAAUCGUAGCUCUGCGUGACAAACGUGGAGGGAAACUCUGUAAAUAUAGUUUGGAGACGUGAAAUUUGCUGACGCGGAUAGGGUUUGGAGAAACCCGUGUGGACGGUUAGUGCUCAAAUCUGAGACAUUUGUAGCAAAAAAAAAAAACAUUUGAGCAUUGAUCACUGCAAAUCCAAAUCUGUGAUAUAUACGAUUGAAAAUAUUCUAUGAUAAUUUAUUUAUAUAUUAAUAUAUUUAUUUUUUGUCAAAAGUAGUAUGUAUGUAUAUUUGAUUAAUAUUUUGUAUUUUCUUUUUGGCACAAUUAUAAUUCAUCCCCAUGGAUGAAUCUCUCAGAAAUAUUAGGUAACUAAAUAUUAUUUAAUUUAAUAAAAUAAAGGCUGUUUUUGCCAUUAAGAUUUUCUGCAUCGUAUUACGCGUUAUUUUUAUCAAGCACAUUUUCUUCACAAAUUCCCGUUUAUAAUUCUCAUUAUUCUUAAUUUGUUUUACUGUAUUACAAUUUAAAAUAAACAAAUCCAUACAAAUGCAAAAUUAUUGAAAUGCAAAAAAUCUUAAUGGUCUUAAUAACAGUCUUGAAUUUGAGGUGAAAUAUGAGGUUUUGUAAAAUGUACCCAGUUCUUGAUCUCAAAGGCUACGACUGUCCAUCAAACGACACAAAUGUUGUUUUCCGCCAACAUUCCCAUCCUCGGAAACAGGCUGCACAGAUGCUUGAACAGAAUUCACUGUGAACUGGAGUGAAACCGUACAUUCGUUCUGACUCUCAUGCUCGUUUAGACACGUCUUCGGUUUCUCUCGAAGUGUGAAGUCGCUAGCGCGGUUUAGAUUAUAGGUCAGUUAAAGGAAUAGUUCACCCCAAAAACUUACAGUUUGAAGUUUGUAGCUUGUUUCUUCAUCAGAACAGAUUUGGAGAAACGUAACACUUCCAACACUUCAACACGCGGCGAAUGGGUGCCGUCGAAACGCGAGCUAAUCUAAAAACAACGAGCUUUUCAGUUCACAAGAUAUUAACUGAUGGACCGGUGUCGAUUAUUGUGACGUUUUUUUUUUUCAGCAGUUUAGUCAUUCUGACGGCACCCAUUCGCUCCAGAGGAUUCAUAAAGUGACGUAAUGCUGCAUUGCUAGGAAUGUUUCGGCAGGUUUUUAGCCCUGGUCAAACUGCUCCUUUAACGAACGAGAGCUUUUCUACGUACUUGCAGUGACCAUAAAGCCGGUUCUGCGCGGAGAUCACGUUUCAGAAGUCACACAGUGAUUUUUCCAUUGUGUUUCUUUCACGCUGAGCUGAGAUCAGGAACCGUAUUCAAACCUUAUUCUGAUGUAUUCAUACUGUAAGUACGCCGUGCAGUGCAUGCAUAGAGCUUUCAGUGUUAAAGUAUUAUUUUAUUUCACGAAUUGUAAAAACAUCCCAGUGAGUAUUAGAAUUACAGAGAAGAAUAGCACUUGAUUAUUUAUUAUUUAGUUUUCUCAUUGAACAGUAUGAAACUGACUGCGUAUGAUGAUUUAUAAGUUAUUUAUAAAUGUUUUGUUGCCUUUACGAGAGAUUUAAAUCUGAAGCAAUAAAUAGGUCUGUCUUUUUUCUUUUUUUCUUUUUUUUUUAAAGAUGUUUAAUGUACUAUUGCACAGUGAGAGAAGAAAUACGUUGCAUUUUACCUCAACUGACAUUUCUUUUAACUAGUAUUUACUUCGACUUAAACCAAAACGUGGGCAUUGUGCUCGAGCUCUGUACUGAGGCGUAACAUGUUACAUCAUGACCAAAGUUGCAACGCUACAUGGAAUUAAAUUUGUGAGUGAACACAUCAGCCAAAGCCUUCUGCACUUUGAUUUGUCCGUUUAAUGCACGUGUUCCUCUCUCUCGUUUGCACAGGGGACUGUCUGUGGGGAACUAAUGAAAUUCUUUUUGAGCGUGGUGCUGGGAUUUCAAUCGAGCUCAGUAAUCUGCUUUUAAUGUUCGUGGUAGUUUCUCCUGAGGAACUCAGCGGGAGCAAUGCUGUGCAGGGUCUCCUGUUUGAUCAUUAGACCACAGUUAAAGAUUAUAAAUGUGUGUUUUCAGGAAGCGUCUGCAUUUUCCACUGCAUUUAUUUACUUUUCAGGGUCAUGACCUAUAUUGGCCUUUCAAACAGUUCAGGGUAUUGUAUUGCAUACUAGGUAAGCACACUCGGUUUUGGGUUCACUAUAACCAGUGAAAACGCACGUCUUCCAUUAAAAAGCCAUGUGAAAUACAGAAUAAUUAUUCCAUGAUUUGAUUUGUAGGUGGGAGUGAUUAUUCUUGUCACUUAACUUUUUAAAACAUCGCAAUAUGUAUGAUUUUCGUUUUUUUUUUGUUUUUUUUCUUACGUUGCUUUCUUCAAAGGGAAAAAGCUAACGCAGAUGUACUGUACUUCCCACGAACACGGUCGUAUUUAAAGCAAUCUGUAUAUAAUAUUUUGUAUUUCUGUCGAGUUCUGAUGAUGUAAAUGCUAAAUCUAAAUAUUUCUCUAUUAAAACACCUCUUUUGCUCAGUC
Messenger RNA from Puntigrus tetrazona (Sumatra barb), 5620 nucleotides. RefSeq names its product metal transporter CNNM4-like. Gene Ontology annotation, cellular component: plasma membrane. Gene Ontology annotation, molecular function: magnesium ion transmembrane transporter activity; sodium ion transmembrane transporter activity. The record is from RefSeq and is a predicted model, not a curated record. Gene Ontology annotation, biological process: magnesium ion homeostasis; magnesium ion transport. Lineage: Eukaryota; Metazoa; Chordata; Actinopteri; Cypriniformes; Cyprinidae. The transcript is spliced from 8 exons. Bases 38 to 2581 code for a protein of 847 amino acids.